AUGAGGGCCGUGCUGCUGACCGUCCUGCUGGCCGUGGCCUUGGGGCCCGGGGCCCAGGCCGUGAAGCUGGGGAGGCUGGACCCUCAGAAGCUGCUGGGGCCCUGGUACGUCCUCGCCGUGGCCUCCAGUGAAAAGGGCUUCGCGGUGGAGAAGGCCACAAAGAACGUCGAGGGGGUCGUGGUGACCCUCACUCCGGAGGAUAAACUCAGGGUGCUGUCCUCCCGGCACAGGCUGGAGCGGUGUGACUUGAGCGUGGUGGAGCUGCUGAGGCAGAACUCUGGAUGGGUGUUCGAGAAUCCGUCCCUGGGCGUGCUGGAGUACCGGGUGCUGGGCACCGACUUCCAAGCCUACGCCGUGGUGUUCACCCAGCUGGAGCUGGGGGACGAGGCCUUCAGCACAGUGGAGCUGUACAGCCGGACGGAGCGGGCCAGCCAGGAGGCCAUGGAGCGCUUCACCAAGUGGAGCCAGGGGCUGGGCUUCCUCUCACAGCAGCGGGCCCAGCUGCAGACCGACCGUGAGUGUCGCCAGGGGCCGCUCGUGACGCCCAGGGCUGUGCUGGGGCCACGGGGCCCCUUGCUGACCCCUGGCAGUGUCGGGGACCCUUCUGGCCUUCGGGAGUCGGGCAGGACUGGAGUUACCUGUGCACAGAAGGCCUUCCAGGUAAGCUGCCGUGGGGGCGCCGCCCUGGGCUCCCUGGGCUCAGUGAGUGCUGUGGCCGCAGGGGACAGUGCCCGCCGUCCUGUUGGAAGGGGCCAGGCGCUGCCCUCCACGGCGGGGGCUGGCGCGGAGCCGGCUGCUCCUAGGCCUCUUGCUGCAGCCCCAAAUAAAGGGACGCCGGAGCCCGCCCAUGCCUCCGUGUGUGUCGCGUCGGGCAGACGGCCGCCCUCUCACGGCUCCAGCUAG
Molecule: messenger RNA, 903 nt
Organism: Pteropus alecto (black flying fox)
Lineage: Eukaryota; Metazoa; Chordata; Mammalia; Chiroptera; Pteropodidae
Gene: LCN6
Product: lipocalin 6
Exons: 7
Coding region: 1-903 (300 amino acids)
Molecular function (GO): small molecule binding
Source: RefSeq, a predicted model, not a curated record